AUGACGCAGUUUGUUAGGGCAAACAAAAUCGUCAAGCGCAUCAAAUAUCAUCUGAAGGAACCAUUCAUUAGUCAAGCGGUCAUCACGUCCAACCGGGCUCCACAGGACAGCAGCUUCUUGGAGCUUCCCUUGGAAAUCAAGCUGAACAUUUGGAAACGCCUUCCCACUGUCGCAGAUCGCCUGUCGCUUGCAUUGACUUGCAAAGAGAACGCGGAGAUGUUCGAAGACAUCAAGGAUGUUAGGCUCAGAGAUGGAAUAAGCUUCUUGCUUCCCAAGCCACAACGAACAACCAGAGUCCACCGCCUUCAGGUUCUCGUCCGUCUGCAGACCUGGGUCCCGGACGAUUGGCGCCUCUGCUACCGAUGUGGCCAGUACAUCAACCUGUCGGAUCCUGUGAAUGCAGGGCCAUGGGGAGGAGAUACCAACAUUGUAUCCAAUGGACUGGCAACCGACAGAGCCAUGAGGGAAGGACCACGUUGUGCUCUCUGCAUUGCGGCAGACCACGUUGAGAUGACCAGGCACAAGAAUACUUACAAGAAGUACGUGAAAUUGGCAAACAGUGUUCGUCUGCACUAA
Messenger RNA from Capronia epimyces CBS 606.96, 576 nucleotides. RefSeq lists its product as uncharacterized. The record is from RefSeq and is a predicted model, not a curated record. NCBI's taxonomy places the organism in Eukaryota, Fungi, Ascomycota, Eurotiomycetes, Chaetothyriales, Herpotrichiellaceae. The transcript is spliced from 2 exons. The coding region runs from base 1 to 576 and encodes 191 amino acids.